CCUCUCGCUACGUUGCUCCAAGCCCGGACCUCCGCCGGACGGCAUUGCGAGUGAACUCCCUAGAAGAGGAAGUGGUAGAGAUAUGGGCAACUUGUGCAGUGGAUUCCCGAGCAAAGGAACUGGUAGAGGGGAGUGGGAGAGGGGAGGAGAGCAGGUGCUGCUCACCUCGGUGCAGGGUUGCUGUGCCAACAUAUACAAUCACUCAAAUGGGUCAUAUUGUGGAUGCAAAGCUAGGUACGACUUUGAUGUCAAGAAGUAUUGUUCGAAGAAUGAAUGCUUGAUUACUGUUGAAGAACUACUGAAAUCAGCUGAUUUUCUGGUUGAUGAUAGCUGUGUCUUUGGUGUGAGGAUAUUACAAGCAUAUGUCUCUCCUAAAAACAACCUUGCUGUGGCUCCAGAUAAUACUAUCACAAUUCAGGAAGUGUUUCUGCAGAAGAAGGAAUUUAUCAAAGGAAAUUACACCUGGAACGUGAACAACUUCCUUGCCUUGAAGGACCCGGUCCUUUCUCCCGCAUUUGAAGCUUGUGGGCACAAAUGGCACAUCAAGAUGCAUCCACUCGGUGACCAAUACAGCACAGAUUCACUUUCCAUGUACCUGCAAAUGCAUGACCCGGCCGAGCUUUCUCAUGAGUCCGGGAAGAUGUUUGAAGUGACCCAGCAAGGACAACACUACAGCUGUCUAGUUCGCUUUGUGCUAAAUGGAAAUCUUGGAUGGGGAUGGCCAAACUUCAUUCCACUCAAGAUACUGAAGUACCCUUCCAAGGGCUACCUCGUUGGAUCAAAGUGGAGUGUGAAGGCGGACAUCACUUGCAUUGGGUCAUCCAACGAUGUUCAGACACCACUUGCUGCAUCUAUCUUGAAGGACGAGAAGUAAUGCCCUUGCAUAAUGCCUAGUCAUUCAGUAGUAAUAGAAUAGAAUGUCAGACAGUAGUCUUUCACCUGGAUUGAGAUGAAAUGGACCUCGUCUUUUCUCCGAUAAUAAGCGCAUGUUCAGUUUUGUGUUA
Molecule: messenger RNA, 1004 nt
Organism: Sorghum bicolor (sorghum)
Lineage: Eukaryota; Viridiplantae; Streptophyta; Magnoliopsida; Poales; Poaceae
Exons: 6
Coding region: 83-874 (263 amino acids)
Molecular function (GO): protein binding
Source: RefSeq, a predicted model, not a curated record